GUGCGGUUGCAGUGUGGCUUCGUUGUGCACGUAGCAGUUGCUCUCGUCCCCUUCCCCCGAACGCAACGCCGCCGUCGUCUCGUCUCGUCUCGUCGGAGAAGGCGAUGGCGUUCGGAGUAAGCCCAGAGGAAGCAGCAAAGGGCAAAUGGUACAUCGCAACGGCUGCAACCAACCACAUGACCCGUGACAAGAACCUCAUCUCCGACCUCAAGCCUAUGGCCGGCCUUACCAUCGCUGAUGGAAACGGUGCAGGGCUGCAGAUGUGUGGCCUUGGAGCUGUCAGCACAGAGGCUGUGGUGAUCCCAGAUGUGUGGUAUGUGCCGGGGAUUAACGCCAACUUGGUUUCUGUUGGCCAGAUUUCUGAGCUUGGGUACAGAAUUGAGAUCGGGGGAGGUGUCUGCACGCAUGUCAGGUGGAGCCUAUGAGCUGGAAUUCCUCAAAGUUCCGCUUAAUUAGCACCUGAAAUCUCCUUGCUGGAGCCUAUCAGGUGUGAAUUGUGAUGGUUAGACUCGUAUGGUGGCUAUGUCAUCUACUCUAUGUAAUGCUUGCUGGGUUGGAACCUAAGUUAAGGAUCUGGAGGUUUUUCUGAAUGUAUUGGGAAGAAGGAUGCUAGUUGUGUCGCUGCCUGUGAGCAAAACUGAGAAAUGUUUACCACCUAGUUUACCAGUAAAGUUCAUGUAGCCUGCUGUGCUGAUUAUAUCCAUCGAAUGGAUUAUUGGUGAGUAUCAUCUUGCAAGUUUGCAGCUACCGUUCCAGUUUCAAUGCACCGAUGGAUUACUGGUGACUAUUAUCAUCCUUUGUGCUGUAACUUCACUGUGUAUGAUUAUCCUUGCAAGCUUCACUUGUCGACCAUUCUCCAUGUAUUAGA
Messenger RNA from Oryza brachyantha (malo sina), 868 nucleotides. RefSeq lists its product as uncharacterized. Bases 105 to 425 code for a protein of 106 amino acids. NCBI's taxonomy places the organism in Eukaryota, Viridiplantae, Streptophyta, Magnoliopsida, Poales, Poaceae. The record is from RefSeq and is a predicted model, not a curated record. The transcript is spliced from 2 exons.